This is a messenger RNA of Thelazia callipaeda (thelaziosis nematode), 570 nucleotides long. The record is from the annotation of a GenBank genome assembly. Lineage: Eukaryota; Metazoa; Nematoda; Chromadorea; Rhabditida; Thelaziidae.
AUGAGUGACACUAAUAAAACUAUUACUUUUACAAAUAUUAUGGGACAGGGUCGUAUCAAUCAACUUGGUGGUGUCUUUAUUAAUGGACGGCCAUUACCACACCAUAUUAGGAUUAAAAUAAUCGAAAUGGCGAGCAGCGGAAUUAAGCCUUGCCAUAUCAGUCGACAGUUACGUGUCUCCCAUGGUGCUGUGUCUAAAAUAUUGAAUCGAUACGCGGAAACGGGUUCUGUAUCACCUGGACAAAUCGGUGGCAAUCCACGAUCUAGACUUGCUAUUCAAGCCGUAGAAAAACAUAUCUUAGCUCUAAAAGCAAAGCGGCCCAACCUCUGUGCUAGUGAAUUACGCUCUUGUCUUAUUGAACAAGAGAUAUGCUCAGCUGAAAAUGCGCCUACCGUAUCUUCCAUCAACAGACAUAUUCGAUCAAAAAAACUUAAUUGUUCCAACAGCAAAGAUAUCAAAACACCGAAAAAAAGCCCGUUGAACUACAGUAUCGAGCAUAUCCUUGGUCUAGAUGGUGGUUUGUUACCUGAAUUUUUCUCAUAUUUCAAUUUUAUCAUCAAACAGAUUUAA